AUGGGAGGCAUUGGGAAGACCACUCUUGCGAGGUAUGCCUAUGAUGACCCUUUAAGUGUUCAACACUUUGACAUUCGUGCUUGCCUCACAAUAUCCCAAACUUAUAACAUAAAGACAAUUCUUCGCACUCUUCUCCGUUCCAUCAAGGACGUGUUCAACAGUCGUGUUCCGUUUUGGGGUGAGGACGAUGAGUCGUUGAAAGACAAUGUAUACAGAUACUUAAAAGGGAGGAGAUAUCUAAUCGUGAUGGAUGAUUUGUGGGAUACAAAUGUGUGGGAUGAGUUACGAAGGAUGUUUCCAGAUGAUCUUAAUGGGAGUAGAAUUAUCGUAACUACAAGGGAGUCAACGGUUGCUUCUUACGCCGACUCUCUUGGCCAUCCUCACCAGAUGCAUUUGAUGAGUGUAGAUCAAAGCUGGAUGUUACUUAAAGAGAGAGUGUUUGGAUGUGAAAGUUGCCCUCUAGAAUUGGAGAAAAUCGGGGAGGUCAUAGCAGAAAAAUGUAGAGGGCUUCCACUUGCGGUUGUGGUGAUAGCUGGAGUUCUCUCUAAGAAGGGCAAUCAGAGGAAAGACUACUGGGAGAACAUUGCUAGGAAUGUAUCCAAAGUUGUUUACGCAAAUGAUGAACAAUUCAAUGAGAUAUUGACUUUGAGUUAUAGGUUCUUGCCUAGUCCUCUAAGGCUUUGUUUUCUAUAUAUGGGGUGUUUCCCAGAAGAUUAUGAGAUCAAUGUGUCAAAACUCAUCAAAUUAUGGUUGGCAGAGGGUUUUCUGCCAUCAAAUGAAUCUAAAGACAUGGAAGAGUUGGGAUACGAGUAUUUGGAAGAAUUGGUUAGAAGAAGUCUUCUCUUGAUCAAUAAAAUUGGUACCGAUGGAAGGAUUAGGACAGUGAAGAUCCAUGAUCUCUUGAGAGACCUCUGUUUGCGAAAAUGUGAGGACGAGAGCUUUUUUUGCACCAUAAAUGAGUUUUCAGGCAGCUUUCCUCAAGGUAUUGAGAAUUCAAAUCGCCUUAGUGUAUUCUGUAACAUCUCUGGUAGCAUUCCAAGCAUGGAAACCUCAACUAUGCACACCAUCCUUCUUUUCAAGCACUGGGCCUUUGAUUCUUGGAAAUGUUUUAGACUUCUAAGGAUAUUUGAUGGAUUAAGUGUAGUUAUACACUCAACAUCCAGCGCUGAUAUAUAUAUCGGUGAGCUAAUUCACUUGAGAUACCUUGCUUUGACAUGUGAGCCAGUCAGGCAGACGAUCACACUUGUAUCUAACUCCUUGUACCGCCUUCAGCAUCUUCAGACAUUAAUCUUCAGAAUCAAAGAGUUCAUCCGAGAUACGGAUGGCAGAGUGGUGCCACAGGGACUUCCUCAACUGCAUCAGGAGUAUAUGGAAUUUGAAUUUUGGAGACUACCGAACUUAAGGCACCUCAUCUUGUUGGAUGGCUUCUUGCCUGACCCCUCUACAAAGAGUUUCGAGCAGAUUUCUUCUAUGGAAAACCUGCAAACACUUUGUCUCAUGAAAGAUUUUAAGUGCUCGGAGAGAUUUUUGGAAAUGCUACCAAACUUAAAGAAGUUGGGAGUUAUUUACUCAUACAAGAGCACAUAUGAAACAGGAUGGUCACAGUAUUGCUUGCUAAAUCUUGUUCGUCUGCAUAGGCUGGAAAAGUUGAACUUGUAUGCAGAGCCCUAUCCGUCCCUGAGGGCGUAUGAUCUUCCUCAGAACAUUGCCUUCCCAUCAGCAUUGAAAAAGUUGAGCUUAAGUGGGAAUGAUAUGGGAAUGAUUGGAUGGCUGCCUAAUCUUCAAGUGCUCAAACUGAAACGGCACGCCUGUCAUGGACCCGAGUGGGAAACAAGUGAAGGGGAAUUCUGCCGACUGAAAGUACUGCUAAUUGACAGCACAGAUCUCGUUCAAUGGACAACAGAGAGUUCUCAUUUCCCCAAGCUUGAGCAGCUAACUCUGUUUGAAUGCAAUAAGUUGAGGGGUAUCCCGUGUAAAAUUGGGAAAAUUCCCGAGCCGUUUCCAGGCAGUACUCUAACUAUUACAAUGGAAGAACAAUACAAAUACAAGUGA
This is a messenger RNA of Salvia splendens (bonfire salvia), 2052 nucleotides long. Its product is annotated as putative late blight resistance protein homolog R1B-16. The record is from RefSeq and is a predicted model, not a curated record. The transcript has a single exon. Bases 1 to 2052 code for a protein of 683 amino acids. Gene Ontology annotation, biological process: defense response to other organism. Gene Ontology annotation, molecular function: ADP binding. NCBI's taxonomy places the organism in Eukaryota, Viridiplantae, Streptophyta, Magnoliopsida, Lamiales, Lamiaceae.